Trypanosoma cruzi is the source of this 1731-nucleotide messenger RNA. RefSeq lists its product as uncharacterized. Bases 1 to 1731 code for a protein of 576 amino acids. NCBI's taxonomy places the organism in Eukaryota, Euglenozoa, Kinetoplastea, Trypanosomatida, Trypanosomatidae. The record is from RefSeq and is a predicted model, not a curated record. The transcript has a single exon.
AUGGCUUCGCUUGUCGUUUAUACUCGUGGUCCUCGCAGCGCGGGGCAGAGGCCACCUGUGGCCACCGAGCAUGGUUGCUCUUCCCAGAGUAGCACGUUGCCGCCGCCGCGAUCGUCCGAGAGUACGGUGCCUAAUAGAUACGACUGGGAGUGGAACGGCGGUUCCGACAUUGAAAGGGUUGUCAACGGCCAUGGACGUCGGGGAAGCUCCGAGUACGUCCAUGGAAAUGUGCGGGCUGUGUCGCCGGUGAGUUACGGAGGCUCCAACACCAGCGAGAGGAAUGUGAGCGGUCAUCUUGAAGGGCUAGAUGCGAGCCCGGAGAGGAUUUACAUGGAAAAAGAUCGCGUUAUCAGGCAAAUGGCAGAUAGUGUGGGCCGAAGUCGUAGGAAUAGCUACGACGAUGACUCGUUUAAUGAGGACGACUACAACUCCGAUGAGGAGGAGGAAGAGGAGGAGGACGAUGAUGUUCCACGAAUUGCCAUCAUUGGUGGCCGCCACAACGAACAGUUUGUGCGCGAGAUCCUGUACGGCACCCCACGCGCCGGUGAGUCACCAAAAGAUCCUCACCCCCACCAACAGCAACAAGAACGAUAUCACACGGAACCGUUUGAUCGGGAAUUUUCGACCACCGGCACCGGAUACGGGGAAUCGGGGUUGCGAUCUGACAGCAAGGAAGAGCGAAGGGUUGUUUUCUUGCAACGGUCGUCGCAAAUGCGGCAAGAAGGACAUCAGCAGCAGCAGCAGCUUCACUAUUAUACACAGUCGAAAAGAUUCCCUUCGACCGAGCAGUUGCCAGAUAAACCUGAGAGGAUUGUAAAACUUUCCCCCAUUCGCCAGAGACCUCAGGCUGAAGUUACGAGGACACGGCCAGCUUUACUGAGCGCGGUGAAGUCACGUUCCUUUGGGGUUGUGCGUUCACCGAAAAGGAGGGAAUCCUUCUCAGAACCGGUGCACGGCCGGCAUAUGUCAUAUGACAAAGGUGGGACUAGGGGGCAUGAUGCCUCCUUGUCUCCACGUCGGCACUCCCGCCACGAAGAUUCGUCGUUAAGGCGGCGUAGCGUGGAUUCCAACGUCAAAUCACCCUCUGUUUCCAAAGAUAAAAACAGAAGGAACGAACGAGAACGUCAACAGCGGUUGAGAAAGCUGAAACAAAUAAGGUACAGCGAGGAGGUUGACGAUGGUAGCAGGGUGCGGCGCCUUCCAUCGCCUUCAACAGGGAAUGACUUCGGGGUGAAGGAAACAAAGAUGAAGCAUCGCAGAACGAGAACCAUGAGCGGUAGCACUAGCAGCGGCAGCGGCAGAGAAAAUAGCAGGAAGAGCAGGAAGAAAAGAAGGGCGGCGGGUGUUGAGGAUGACGGAAAUGAAACCCAGAAAGCGGCUGUCCAAUUCAAGCCUGUAUUUACGGCUGUGGAGUCUGUACCGCCAAAGGCCAAGAAGGAAAAGGUCUUCUGCGAUUGCUGCCGCGGUAAGAAGGAGAAGAGUCAAAAAGAAAAGCAGGAGGCAGAUGACUCAGCGAAGAGAGAGGUAGUGAGGCGGCCGAAUGAAAAGACGGGAAAUGUUGAAGAUGAGAAACCCUCCGCUUUAGAGAAGGCGGUGCACGCGACCCGGAAAACGAAGUCCCAGCCGCAGGUGCCACCAAGGCGUCGAAAAAGAAGGCCGUCGAUGCCACCGUCCGACGCGGCGGGCAGCGCGGUUAAAACGCGAGAACGCGCAGCCGCAUCCGCAUCGUAG